UCGUCUAUUUGCAUGUUUAAUGCUAUAAACAAAUAAUUAACUGCACCUGAAGCUUUCAUAAAAUUAAAAUUGAAACACCUAAAACUGUAUACGGUACCAUAACGAAGAUGAACUGUAUGUCGAUACGUGAAAUUCUGGAGGGAACGUCAGACGGUGUGGCGUGGCGUGUCAUGACGUGUGACGUUAGAUCAAUCUACGUUCUAUAACAUGUAAAACAGGAACAUGAAAGGAGUAUUCUAAAAGCGACUCAUGUAAACACCUUAAUCAGAAUAUUAUCUUAUUCAGAAUAAGGUCAACAAUUAGAUUACUGCUGUCCAUGUAAACAUAGUCAGUGUUGCUUAAAAGCUAAAUGGAUAGGUUACAAAAUGAUUAUAUCUGGGUGAGGUUAAUAUUUGAAUGCUUCUUUCCAGGUUUACCUCUGAUAAUUGUCAGUGUAGUGCUUGCUGUGGAUAAAAACUGCUACGGUAGAACUCAUUCCCAAACACUAGCUGAAGAUUUCUCAUCUUUCUGCUGGUUACAGAAUGACAUGGCAUUCUAUGUGACGGUGGUGGCGUUCGUGGUGCUGAUCCUGAUCUGCAACAUCAGUGUGUUGGGUGUGGUGCUGGUGCAGAUACGAGGCAUGCAGCUCAGUAAAGAAGGCCGGUGCAGCAGAAUGCUGCAUGAAAUGCGUGUGGUGGCCAGCCUCACCUUUCUGCUGGGUCUCACCUGGAUGCUGGCCUUCUUCACCUGGGGCCCGAUGCGAGUCCCUUUCCUCUACCUCUUCUCACUCCUCAAUACUCUUCAAGGCUUUUUUAUAUUUCUGUUCCACUGCCUCAUGAAAGAGAAUGUACGUAAGCAGUGGAGAAUUCACCUCUGUUGUGGAAGAUUUAAACUCAGUGGCUACUCAGACUGGAGUGGUUCAGUGAUGCUGGGUGGUAGAGCUAAGAGUGUAAAACUAGCUCACACCCCAUCUGAAACCACAAGUGAACAGAAGAUUUCCAGGAGCAGCCAGAAAGAUGAAAAUUAA
This is a messenger RNA of Ictalurus furcatus (blue catfish), 1006 nucleotides long. Its product is annotated as adhesion G-protein coupled receptor G6-like. Gene Ontology annotation, biological process: adenylate cyclase-activating G protein-coupled receptor signaling pathway; cell surface receptor signaling pathway. The record is from RefSeq and is a predicted model, not a curated record. Gene Ontology annotation, molecular function: G protein-coupled receptor activity. Lineage: Eukaryota; Metazoa; Chordata; Actinopteri; Siluriformes; Ictaluridae. Gene Ontology annotation, cellular component: membrane. The transcript has 4 exons. The coding region runs from base 350 to 1006 and encodes 218 amino acids.